AUGUCUAUUACACCUAAACUACCUAGACCAACUCAAAGUGAUGUAGAAAUGCAAAUCCAUAAGAAAUACCCCAAAAGUAUUCAUAACUUAACUACAACGAAAACAGAUAAGAUUAAUACUAGUAACAAACCAACCACAAUUUCUAAUAUCCCUAUUCACUCUAUUCCCUCUAAAGCAGAACGUACAUUAUCAAAACAGUUCAGUCCAAAACCAACAAUUGAGUCAAGAAAUUAUAGUGAAAAACAAAAACCAAAACAUCAAAUCCUUCAACUUCUUUCAAUGGAACAAAAGAAAUCAAAACAAAAACAAAAACCAAUUGAAUUUAAACAAGAAAUUGUAAAAUUCCCUCCUUUAAACCCAAUCAAAAAAGUAGAAAAAUCAGAUUAUUCCAAAACAGCAGCAUUUGUUAAUGACAUAAUGAAAUUUAAAGGACUUAUUAGUGAUCUUUCUGAUGAUCAAAAAGAAGUAAUAGAAUUAGCUGAAAAUGAAAUUUCAUUCUUCUUUUCAGGUGCUGCAGGUACAGGCAAAUCAUAUGUAAUGAAAAAAUUAAUUACAAUAUUGAAAGAACUUCAUCCAGAACAAGGAUCAGUUGCUAUCACUGCGUCUACUGGUAUUGCAGCUUGUAAUAUUGGAGGAACGACAUUACAUAGUUUUGCUGGAAUUGGAUUAGGUGAUCAAAGUGUUGAUAUAUUAUAUACAAAAGUAAUUAAAAACAGAACUGCUUUUGAAAAAUGGCGUAAAGUAGAAGUACUUUUAAUUGAUGAAAUAUCAAUGAUUUCAGGUGAUUUAUUAGAUAAAUUAAAUGUUAUUGCACAAAAAAUAAAAAGAAACAAUUUACCAUUUGGUGGAAUUCAAGUCAUAUUUUCAGGUGAUUUUUUCCAAUUACCUCCAGUGUCAAAAGGAAAAGAGGUAAAGUUUGUAUUUGAGUCAAAAUGUUGGAAAGAAGUUAUUAAAAAAUGUGUGAUUCUUCAUACACAACAUCGUCAAAGUGAUUUAACAUUUAUAGAAAUGUUAAAUAACAUAAGAUAUGGAUUUGUAACAAAGAAAACAUAUGAAAUUCUUCAAGAAUGUCAAAAACGUGAUCUUGGAGAUAAAAAGAAAACAUGUCUUUUUUCUCAUCGACUUGAUGCUGAAAAUUAUAAUAAAAGAGAAUUAUUAAAACUAACUAGUCAACCAUAUAUUUAUAAUUCAUGUGAUGUUGGGUUAGAACGUAAUAGAGGUCCAUUAAAAGAAUGUCCAGCACCAGAACAAUUACCAUUAAAACUUGGAGCAUUAGUAAUGUUAUUAAAAAAUACACAACCAGAAAUUGGAUUAGUUAAUGGAGCUGUAGGAAAAAUUUUAAGAUUUGAAGAAGUUAAAGUAAAACAUAAAGAAAAUAGAGAACAAAAGGAUUCGUAUGCAGCAGACUGUAAUAUAAAAAAAGGAGAAAAUGAAUUUUAUUUAAAUAAUAAACUUUUUCCUGUUGUUGACUUUGGAAAAGGAGUUAUUGUAACAAUUACACCUGAUAUUUGGGAAAUUGAAUCAUCAGGACUUAUAGUUUCAGCUAGAAUUCAAUUACCAUUAACACAUGCAUGGGGUUUAAGUAUUCAUAAGUCUCAAGGAUUAACACUUCCUGCAGCAGAAUUGAAUUUAGAAAAAGUUUUUGAAGCUGGACAAGCAUAUGUUGCAUUAAGUAGACUACAAUCAUUAGAAGGACUUAAAAUAGUUGGCAAAAUACCAGGAGCAGCAGCAUGGAAAGUUAAUAAGAAAGUUCUUGAAUUUUAUAAAGAGAUAGAUAAUCAAUUCCAAGAAAUAGAACCGUCUGAAUUAUAUUUUAAUCAAAAUAAUACAGAAAAAUCAGAAGCAACAACAACAUCAUCAACAUCUAUGAUAACUAAUAGAGGUGUAACAGUAAUUAAAAUAAACCCAACACUAUUAAAAAAAUAUUCAAAGUAA
This is a messenger RNA of Entamoeba histolytica HM-1:IMSS, 1935 nucleotides long. Its product is annotated as DNA repair and recombination protein, putative. Gene Ontology annotation, biological process: DNA repair; telomere maintenance. Gene Ontology annotation, molecular function: DNA helicase activity. The record is from RefSeq and is a predicted model, not a curated record. The transcript has a single exon. Bases 1 to 1935 code for a protein of 644 amino acids. NCBI's taxonomy places the organism in Eukaryota, Evosea, Mastigamoebida, Endamoebidae.